This is a messenger RNA of Pochonia chlamydosporia 170, 882 nucleotides long. RefSeq names its product PAN domain-containing protein. NCBI's taxonomy places the organism in Eukaryota, Fungi, Ascomycota, Sordariomycetes, Hypocreales, Clavicipitaceae. The record is from RefSeq and is a predicted model, not a curated record. The transcript has 3 exons. The coding region runs from base 1 to 882 and encodes 293 amino acids.
AUGCAGGCCAAGCUCCUCGCCCUCCUCGUAGCCCAGGCCGCCGCCGUGGCAAUUCCCUCAGAAGAUACCGACUCUUACACCGACCUUGAAAAGGGCAUUGAAUGGCCAACCGACGUCGAAGCCCGCAACGUCAACAAUCUCUUUGGAAGAACCAACGGUUGCAACGCCGACAACUGUCUCCGCAACUUGCGUGACAAGCGAUACAGCUCGAGUGCCAGCGAGUUUUGCUCAACUUGGAUUCAGUCUACCGUUACCAACACUCAGUAUGCUAUUCAGACCGACCAUCAGACUGUGACCCAGACCCCUGACCCCGUCAUUAUCACCGAUGUCGUUGUUCAGGACAAGACUGUACCCACGGCCACUCAAACCGUCACACAAUACUACACCAAGGCCGAUCCUCGAUACAAGCGUGAGGAGGACCAUGCUGCCUAUCCUCCUUGGCUGUCCGCCUCUUAUCCCGCCUCCCGCGUGAGCAGUGCUUGCUCCUGCUUCAUCGCCACCCCCUCGCCUGCUAUUCAGCAAACCGUCACCCUCACCACUGCCACUGAGGUCGUCGUCGACACCCAAACCCUGGCUCCUGUCACCAACACAGUCACCCAGACCUCCACCCAUACUGUUAACAACGUCGCCACUCAGACCGUCAGUAUCGGCCUCACCUGUGGUCUCAGGGGCUGCGCCAAGGGCCAAAAGAUCAUUUCUCAGUUCUUCACCAGCAGCGUUGCUAGCUGCAAGAACGCAUGCAUGGCCAACAGGAACUGCGACUCGUUCGACUACAACAGCCUCAUCUCUUAUUGUAUGCUGGCUAAUGUUGAUGCUAAGAGCUUGUGGAACAGCAACAACUGCUUGUUCAACAAGAUUUAUGACCGCUACUGCCAGGUCUAA